Messenger RNA from Hippopotamus amphibius kiboko, 939 nucleotides. RefSeq names its product olfactory receptor 6C2-like. Lineage: Eukaryota; Metazoa; Chordata; Mammalia; Artiodactyla; Hippopotamidae. Bases 1 to 939 code for a protein of 312 amino acids. The transcript has a single exon. Gene Ontology annotation, biological process: G protein-coupled receptor signaling pathway. The record is from RefSeq and is a predicted model, not a curated record. Gene Ontology annotation, cellular component: membrane. Gene Ontology annotation, molecular function: G protein-coupled receptor activity; olfactory receptor activity.
AUGAGAAACCAGACAAGACUAAUGACAUUUAUCCUGCUGGGACUGACCGAUGACCCACAACUUCAAGUUCUGGUAUUUAUCUUUCUGCUUGUCACUUAUAUGUUGAGUGUAACUGGCAAUCUGACAAUCAUCUCCCUCACCUUAGUGAAUUCUCAACUUAAAUCAGCCAUGUACUUUUUCCUCCAAAAUUUCUCCUUCUUAGAGAUCUCAUUCACUACAGUCUGUAUUCCCAGAUUCCUUUAUAGCAUGUCUACUGGAGACAAAACCAUUACUUAUAAUGCUUGUGUUAGUCAACUGUUUUUUGUCAUCUUCUUUGGAGCAACAGAAUUUUUUCUCCUGGCGGUCAUGUCCUAUGACCGCUACAUGGCCAUCUGCAAACAGUUGCAUUAUGUCACCAUCAUGAGCAGCAGAGCCUGCGGAAGGUUUGUCCUCAGCUGUUGGGCUGGAGGUUUGUUAAUCAUAAUCCCUCCACUUAACUUAGGCUUAAAUCUGGAGUUCUGUGACUCAAAUGUCAUUGAUCAUUUUCUCUGUGAUGCAUCUCCUAUCCUCAAGAUCUCUUGCUCAGACACAUGGUUCAUAGAACAGAUGGUGAUAGCCUGUGCUGUGAUGACCUUCAUCAUGACCCUUGUGUGUGUAGUUCUUUCCUACAUAUACAUCAUCAAGACAAUCCUAAAAUUUCCCUCUGCCCAGCAAAGGAAGAAGGCUUUUUCCACCUGUUCCUCCCACAUGAUUGUGGUAUCCAUCAGCUAUGGCAGCUGCAUCUUCAUUUACAUUAAACCCUCAGCAAAAGAAGAAGUGGCUAUUAAUAAGGGUGUGUCAGUGCUCACCACUUCCAUUGCCCCCAUGCUAAACCCCUUUAUAUACACCCUGAGGAACAAGCAAGUGAAACAAGCAUUCAGUGACUCAAUCAAGAAGAUUGUAUUUUUCUCAAAGAAAUAA